ACAUAAGAGAUGAAUACAUAGGUAAACGUACAGGAGCUGCGGCUGCGACUGUAGCGAAGAAAUUUGGUAAAUAUGUGGAAUGACCUCACUUUUUUCUAUCUUAGAGGAGUUAGCCCCCACACUACCUGACCUUCGCCCGCCGGGUUUUCCCUCCGCGCACCAUGAGCGCAGGCGGCGCCCCUUUCCCCUUUCGUUGGGUCUUUUCGCGUUUGGUCGCGUGUGCUGGUCGGUGCUGGCUUCACCAGCGAGGCCAAUCCUUUGGGCUGUUUACGCUGCUCCGCGUGAGUGGGUGACUGAACAUAUCUCAGCCACAGGCUUGGCGCGCGUUUCCGCAUGCAGUGGCUUUUGGCUUCGUUCCUCGACGGGCUCGAGGUUGGGCGUAUUUUCUUCGUCCGUUUCUGAUCAACGCGCGCAGGUGCGCCCACGGGGUGGGAGUCGCCGCAUCUGCGUUGCCGCUUUCUGCUUUUAUUUUAGAACUCAGUGACAGAGCAUUCAGUCAGGCCCCUCGGCAUGGAGUUCGGACCACCACGCCGCAACCAGCCCAGCCCUGUACUCUUUGACUGUGCAC
Messenger RNA from Amoebophrya sp. A25, 568 nucleotides. The record is from the annotation of a GenBank genome assembly. Lineage: Eukaryota; Dinophyceae; Syndiniales; Amoebophryaceae.